CUAAGGUCUAGGUCAGAACUCAGUAGUUGAACUGUUCAGUAGUAUAUUCUGGUAAAAAUAACAUACACUCGAAGUACCUUGAAGUCAGAGACUGAUGCCAUUAUGUCUACUGGGUCAUGUUCUGAUCAUGUAGAUCAAUAUUGCCUAUGGCAAUGUCUGCCUUGUGUGUCCUGGGAGCGUUGGUGAUGAUCACACCUGCCUCAAUACUCUACCUUAAGGGGUAUGUGCCCCGUCCAGUGUUGUCUGUGGCGGCCCUUAUUGGGAUUGCUGUCUUCCAGAUGAUUGUGUUCCUGGUCAUUAUGGUACCACCACUUCGUCAGUUCGCAGUGUCUAAAAUGAAGGCCAGGCAAAAAAACAACAGCCAAGAUGAAACUGACCCUGAGACGCUGAUUCGAGCCUGGUGUGGAAUGAAGGUAGCUCAGACCAUGUGGAAGGCUCUGAAUGGCCGUAUCUAUGAUAACGUUGUGAUUGGAAAACCAGCCAAGGAUGUUCAGGUAGUUGCUCUUGACAACACACAACACACUUUGAUGGAGUUUGCAAAGAAGGGCAGGCCAUUGGUACUGAGGAUGAAAGGAAAACUGUUGGAAGAUAUUCACCUGCAGGACUUCAAGGAGGCCACGGAGACACUAUCAAGUGUUGCCGACUUCUUAGUUGUAUACAUCAUGGAGGCUCACCCUACAGAUGGAUGGGCCAUCCCCAACUGGCCCUAUCGCCUGCCACAACAUCGACAACUGGCUGACAGGCUACGAGCAGCAGCUACAUUCAAGGAAGACAAUGCCAUUUCCUGCGAUUUUGUCGUGGAUUUGAUGGACAAUUCUGCCAACAAGGCUUUCUCUGCUUUUCCAGACCGCCAUGUUAUCAUUCAUAAUGGAAUAGUUUCCUAUGCCAGCACCUUCAAGCCAGGAGUUGACAAAGAACCAUUAACAGAGAUAAUUAACAAUAUUCUAAAUUAG
Haliotis rufescens (red abalone) is the source of this 953-nucleotide messenger RNA. Its product is annotated as type I iodothyronine deiodinase-like. Bases 147 to 953 code for a protein of 268 amino acids. The record is from RefSeq and is a predicted model, not a curated record. Lineage: Eukaryota; Metazoa; Mollusca; Gastropoda; Lepetellida; Haliotidae. The transcript is spliced from 4 exons. Gene Ontology annotation, molecular function: thyroxine 5'-deiodinase activity.